GUUAGCUGUGCUGAUUAUUUGGAAGCGUGUUGGCGCAUUUUAGCAUGAAUCAGUGCAUUCAUAUGAAAUAUACAGAAAAGCGGAACGUAUUUUUGCAAAAUCACAAAAAUUAAUUCAGCAUGGAGGAUCGUGGAGAGUUAAGCUUGGUGAAGAAGGUGGUCCACUCGCUGGUGGUGUCCUCACCAGGAAAACUGACCGUCGAGCAGCUGAUGCGGGAUUACCUCAGCGAAGAGGGCUGCACUUUGCCCUACAGCAAACUGGGAUUCAAGGACGCCGAAUCCUUUCUCCGAUCCAUUCCGGAUAUGGUUACGGUGACGGGCCACGGACAAAUGGCAUGGAUAACUGCAGUAGCCACUGCCAAAUCAGCGCACAUUCAGCAAUUCGUCCGUUGCCAAAAGAAGUCCAAGAAUCGAGGCUUCCACAAACCCAAGUAUUGCUACGCCUCCGAGCCAUCCAAUCUGGUCUUCAUUAACGAACGCGCCUCUAAAAGUAAAAACAGGAAAGCUCCGUCCCAAACUUAUCAGAGGCCUAGCAAUCUGAAACUUCCUGUUUCGUAUCCCAACUAUAGUCGACUAUUAUUUCCCGUCCAUACGCCUGUUGUCUACGCCAAUAUCGACCAAAUGAUCAGCACCAGACAGCAACAGGUGCUAUAUAAUUAUCUGCAGUACAACUUUUAUCUUCAGUCGCUGAAUAAUCCGUAUGCCUUUCCGCAGAGUACCUUUAGACCACAAAGGACAAGCUUUCCAUGUAACGCCAACUCCAAAUCAUUGAAAGUUAAUGGUUUGUCACAGAACGGCCGAAAACCGGAACCCUCAAUGGAACAAAACCAUCAGACACAUCCUGAAACAUCUACUGAGAAUAAGCAAGACGUGCCAGCUCAGGAAUUAGAGAAAGAAAACGAGGAAUUGGCCAAAGCUUUUAAAAACCUUUCCGUGGGCGUUGCUCCCACUGGUCACCAAGAAAAGCUAGAGUACGAAAUAUAUGAGGAUGAUGAGGACGAAUUUGUCAGGGACCCCUUUAUCUAUGGGGAGGUUAAAGAUCCAGAUCAAGUGCUUUCAUCCGAGGAUGGCUCUGAUCACAUAUCGAUGACCACAACUCAAAAGAAUGCUGUCAGGCCGCUGGAUCCGCCGGAGGAUUGCUUACACUACGCGUCUUCUGACGAUGGGGAAGAUGAAAAUGCCAUUCCAUCUUAUGCUGUCGACGAUCGGGUUCUAGGCGUUGACUACCCUAAGGAUGCGGUUCGUUCUGAUUUCACACUGCCUUCUCGCGUUAUUGAGUCCAUUAUCGAGUUACAGCAACGCAUUAGGGUGCAGUUGGUGAGCUUGGUCAAUCCACACAAUUUCAACUUCUGGAUAUAUAACGAAGAGUUUAAAGACUACGAGUCACAGUUUGCCAAUAUGCAAACGUUUUAUGACAGUUGUGCCUCGGAAAAUUACACAAUGCCACUGUUUUUGAUAACUACGGAUCAUCUCUGUGUGGUUCGCGGUACGAGUGGCUGGGAAAGGGCCAAAGUAUUAGGCUACCGGUCCAGUAACAACAAAAUGUCAAUCGAGGUAGAGCUGGUGGACAUAGGCGACAUAAUCUGCGUGUGCCAGCGGAAUGUUAAGUUUCUGCUCAAGCAGUUCGCCUUGCUGCCACGGCAAUGUUUGUCCGGUCGAUUGGCGUUCAUAACGCAGUGGAAGGCUCCAAAAUGGUCCGCAGAAGUUGUUAGCUUCUUCCACGAGAUGAUAUUAUUGCGCCAACUUUACGCCAAGGUCGAAGCUAUUAAGAACAAUACUGCCUAUCUUGUGCUAGUUGAUACGGAAAGACAUGCACACACUGUAAAUUUAAAUAGAUCGCUCAUAGAAUCGGGUUGGGUGCGCCGCUGCACAAGUGCAUAGAUUUGUAUAAUAUUAAUAUUGCAUUAAUUACCACUUGUGUGACUCA
Messenger RNA from Drosophila mauritiana, 1926 nucleotides. RefSeq lists its product as uncharacterized. Bases 120 to 1880 code for a protein of 586 amino acids. Gene Ontology annotation, biological process: spermatogenesis. The record is from RefSeq and is a predicted model, not a curated record. The transcript is spliced from 5 exons. Lineage: Eukaryota; Metazoa; Arthropoda; Insecta; Diptera; Drosophilidae.